Micromonas commoda is the source of this 3543-nucleotide messenger RNA. RefSeq lists its product with no specific name. The transcript is spliced from 3 exons. Gene Ontology annotation, biological process: retrograde transport, endosome to Golgi; endocytic recycling. Gene Ontology annotation, molecular function: SNARE binding. Lineage: Eukaryota; Viridiplantae; Chlorophyta; Mamiellophyceae; Mamiellales; Mamiellaceae. Bases 1 to 3543 code for a protein of 1180 amino acids. The record is from RefSeq and is a predicted model, not a curated record. Gene Ontology annotation, cellular component: EARP complex.
AUGAAGGGCGACCAAGAGUGUGUCGUUUGUGGUGAGAAUAGUGCAAAAUACAAGUGUCCAGUUUGCCGUGCGCCGUACUGCUCCGUUGCCUGCUGCCGCUCGCACAAAGAAAUACCUUGCUCGAAGCCUGAAGCCGAACGUGAAAGUGCGGGAGAGGAGGGCGCCGGAGCCUGCCCGGUUGCAGCGAAGCCCAAGGAACCGUCUAAGCGACCGAGGGCGAAGUUGCCCUCCGAAGAGGACACCGAAGACGAGGACGGAGCCAGACUUAGGCGCGAGCACAUCAUCUCCAUCGCAUCGAGCGACUCGAUUCGCAAGGCUCUCUGUGAUCCUCAUCUCGUAGAGACACUUGCUCACAUUGACGCAUCUUCUCAAGCGGAACAGGCCCUCGACGCAGCCUGCGAAGACCCAGGAUUCCAGAAGACGGCGGAGUUGAAGGACAGAGCCAAGAAGAAAGUAAGCGAUGCAACUGAGCAGAGUAGGAGGUUUCGGGAAAGCAUGGAGUCAAUCACAGGUGUUGACAAAGCUCGGGAGCGCUUUGCUCAAGCACGGAAUCCUAUUGGCAGCAGCGGUUCUGCUGCUGGACUCGGCGCAUUUUCCGGAGCUGCCACGACCCCAUCAUCGCUAAGCGACGCGUUUUCGAAUAUCGGCGCGAAUCCUUAUGAAACCAACGGUGUAGAUAGAGGACAAUCGAAAGCUGAGGCAAGCACUGCAGCCCGUGUCUCGACGAGGAAUGGAGGCGCGCGAGAUGUGCAUUCCGAGGUCGCCCAGGGUUCUUCCUCCGCUCCUGCUGAUGAAAUCAUUUCGACACUUGCACCCGGGUUCUAUCUUCCAGAGAGUGAUUUUGAUCCUCUGAGGCAUGUAUUACAGUCGAUUGUGGAAACAAGUGGGGAAUUCACAACAGACACGCUUCACAAGGAAGAGGACCAAUUGUCCACAGUCGUCGAGGCUGUGUCAACCCUUCUCUCAAAACAAGUUCUCGAUCAUUACGGCGAGUUCGUGCAAGGAAUGAGUAACAUCACUGAAUUGACCAAUAACCUCGAGCAGAGUUUCGUAAUCGUGAAGAAUGGACGCAGAAACCUUUCUUCUGCCUCCGAUAACGUUGCCGAUGCCCUUCGAAUCGCGGAGUCUCAGACGCGGAAAAAAUCGCUGUUGUCAACCCUGAACAUGCUCGUGCGUGUCCAGGAAUGCCAAGGAUUGGAGGCAAAGAUCAAGGACAGUCUUGCGUCAUCCUCGUUCACCAAGGCUGUCAAUGAAUAUAUCGCAGCCCAGAGAAUAUUGCAGGUUCUUGACGGACUCAGUUGCGCAGAAAGCUUCAGACAGGAUCUGCGCUCACUGCUCUGGGAUUUGGUUGCAAAGAUGGAGGGGGUUUUGUUCGCAACUUGCGGGGAUUUUCAACCGUCGCAGUAUCAACCUCUGUUUGAUGCGUACAUAUUACUCGGAGAGCAAGUCAAACCGUUUGGCGAUAAGGUGCAGGAAUGCUUUCUGCGUGCUGUUGAAAGUCAAACAGAAGGUGUUCUGAGACGUUCGUUAGGAAAAGGAGGCGUAACAGAAGAAAAAGUUGCGCAUGAUGCCAAGAUCGGAUACAAAGAACUGUGUCAGCAGUUGUCGUCUACGCAGUUUUUCUCGUGUUUCCAAAGGACUUUAGAAUUUUUGUUUGAUCUUUUGUGCAGUCAUCAUACGAUGUUGCGGUGGCAUGAAGCCCAAAAGCAAAUGAUGACGAAUGGUGAUGAGCAUGAGAGAGUUCAAGCAUGUGAAGCUGUAGGGGCAGCACUCGUCCGCAGCCGCCGAGCAAUUGCAGACAUGGCGGGAGCUCGUAUCUCUGCUCUGCUGCAGGCGUCGUCCGCCCCAUCUUCAGGCCAGUUUAAGGCUGUCCUUGACUGGGCUCGAGUUUUCAUUGGAGUUGCUGAAGCAUUUUCAGGUACGCAGGCCUCUGCCCUUAGAGGCCAUCUCGAACGAGCCGGGGAUCGUUAUUUCGAGUCGUUGCAUUCUCAACGCCUUGAGGCUUUGAGCCAAAUGUUUGGCCGUGAGUUGUGGGUGAGGCUCCCUGAAGCCGCUGUUCAGCAAGCACGCACGGCACUGCGUGCAGCCGCAUCCCGUGGGCAGGGUGGGGGGGUUAAAUUUGGAGUUGCUGCCUUCGGAGGUGUUGCUGAGGAUGGCAGUGGAUUCAACACUUGGAUUGAGAAAGGUAAUCCAUUUAUAGAAGGAAGAGACUCAUUAGAUGCUUCAACAUCGUCAUUCGAUGGAGCAAUCAAGCCAGGGCAAAAGGAGCCUAGGGCAGAGGAUCACGUAGGAGAAGCUGAAGACGAAGAGGAGAAUGCAGAAGUGUGCGCAGCAUACAUCGAUGAAGAUGAAGACUCAGAUGAGAACGAUAACAACGAUGCCGAGUUUAAGAAGAAAGAACCUGACGUAAGAAUUGUAGGGAAAGGGUUCUCUGUCCUAGGUGGGUCAGACGGAGACGGAAAAGGACUUUCGGCGCGAAACCCAACGCUUACAGCUUCAUCUCUUUAUCUGCUCCAGAGUGUCGCUGAAUACUUGCGGCUAAUGAGGGUACUUACACCAUCGAUGCCUGUCAUCUUCCAGGGGUUUUGCUCUUUGUUCGAGAGAACUAUGGUGCACAUAUUCGGUGUUUUUGGCCAGCAUGCAGCCCUCGAACAAGAUUCUGAUAAGAUGACACCUCGGUUGCGCUCCAUCCUUGUUCAGGCAAUGAACGGUUCAACUCUUGCUUCAUUUAUGCCAGCAGUAGGUGAGGGAGUUGGUGCUGAAGCAUCGAGUGUCUUAUCCUCAGGGAAUCUGUACGGACUGAAGGAGCGUGCGGUUGCACUCGAGUCUCUUUCUUGUAUUGCGGAUGAGCUGAUGGGCCUCAAGCCAGGUCUGAAGCAAGCACUGCCCCACAAGGAAGAACAAAAAUUGGAGCGUUUCUUUGGUCAGACGAUCAGCAGCGUAGAAGAUCUGAGGGAGCACGUAUAUCGUCAUGUCACAGGUUUGCUUCUCAAUUUAUCUUGGGUAGCAGAGACUAUCGGAGACAGUGAUAAGCUGAGCGACAAAUUAAAGGUCGGGAAGUAUGCAAAGAAGGAGAUAUCGACAGAUCACUCCAAGUGGGUGGAUGAUCUAUCGGCUGAGCUGACUCAAUUUGGUGCAAAACUUGCCUGUGCUGAGGUAACUACAGAAGCACUGGUGAUGCUUUGGGAUUUCGCAAUAGCUGAGACGGCAUCUGCAAUCGUAGAUGGCUUCUCUCGAGUGCGUAAGUGUUCUUCUGAAGGUCGUGCUGGCAUGAUUCUUGAUGUCCAGAUGCUCCAUGGGAACAUCCGUCGCUUGGCACCUCAAGGGACCAAGGAAGACUUCCGAAUGGUCGACACUUACGUCAAGGCGUUCUACACGCCACAAGAGGAGAUGAUGCAUUUUUGUCAAACGCACUUGGAGUUUUCACAAACGCAAAAGGUGGCUCUGAUAAAUCAGAUGGCAGGAGCGUUUGGCUGGGCUUCAUCAGUCAAAAGUGAAAUGAUUGCAGGUAUCGGGGCGAAUGAUAGUGAUACCUUCGUGUAG